Messenger RNA from Zymoseptoria tritici IPO323, 963 nucleotides. RefSeq lists its product as uncharacterized. NCBI's taxonomy places the organism in Eukaryota, Fungi, Ascomycota, Dothideomycetes, Mycosphaerellales, Mycosphaerellaceae. The transcript is spliced from 2 exons. The record is from RefSeq and is a predicted model, not a curated record. Bases 1 to 963 code for a protein of 320 amino acids. Gene Ontology annotation, cellular component: fungal-type vacuole; plasma membrane.
AUGUCGCUCGACCUACAAAGCCAAUGGCCACACUCUUUCAUCGGCUGCAACUAUACUAUCGAAAAACAUGAUUGUACCACCGCCACCUGCUGCGUGGCGCAGUCCAGCUUCCUCUACGUUCCGGAGUACUGGCCAAAUCUCUUUUACGCCAUUCUGUUUGGAGUCUUCAUCCUUCCGCAGGUGUUCCUUGGUGUGAAGCACAAGACCUGGGGGUACAUGGCUGGUAUGGUCACUGGACUGGUGGUGGAGGUGAUUGGAUAUGUCGGGAGGGUAUUGUUGAAUGACAAUUGGUUCAACAAUGAUGCAUUCUUGAUGUAUCUCAUCGCCCUGACCAUCGCGCCCGUCUUCAUCACCGCGGCAAUCUACAUCUGCCUCACUCGCAUCAUCAUCAUGUACGGCGAGCACCUCUCCUUCUUCCGACCCAGGACCAUCGCGAUCGCUUUCAUGUCCUCCGACUUCAUCUCCCUCGUCCUGCAAGCAGCCGGGGGCGCCAUCGCGGAAACGGCCGACGACGGCUCUGACACCAAGCAGACUGGCGUGGACAUCAUGAUCGCCGGUCUUCUCUUGCAAGCCAUCAGUCUGGUCGUCUUCAGUGCAGUAUGGGCACACUUCCACAUCAGCUUGCGGCGUGGAAUUCCGGACCAGACUCCGGAUCGAAGGCGAGCUCGAGGGCGGAAGAUCUUCAAGCUCUUCCAGGCUGGUUUGAUGUUAGCGACUGCCGCGAUCAUUGUGCGAUCCGUGUAUCGCGUCGUGGAAUUGUGGGGAGGUUUUGAAGGCGAGCUGUGGAAUAACGAAAAGGACUUUAUUAUCAUGGACGGCGCGAUGAUGGGUCUCGCAGUUGUGCUUUUGACACUUUUACACCCGGGGUUCUCUUUCCAGGGACACUGGCAGACGACUGGUUGGAAUGUGAGAGGUUCGAGACAGAAAGGCGCUGUUGGUGGGAAGAGUGCAGAAGAGGCUUGA